AUUCGCUUCUCCGCUUUUUCAAAUUGCUUCAGAGUUUAACCUCAGUGGUUUCGUGCCGAUCGCUAUUAUUUUUGGGUAGCCGUGUCGAAAACGGCGAGAAAGCCCUGCAUUGCAGACUCGCAAACGCAAAACUUCCCUUCGCUGCUCUUCCGUUUGCGAGGAUCUGCGUUGAUCGACAUGUCCCCCACGCAGAAGAAAUGCGUCGUGGCUCUGCGUGUGUGGCUGCUGUUAGCUUGGGCAGUGGUGAUCUCCUUGUCCAGCGUGCAAGCCAUGCAGACCAACGUGUCGAGCAUUUGUUCGCCGUCCGACCCCGUGCCGCUCGUCGUGAAAGGAGUCAUCACUUAUGUUUGUGUCAACGUGAAUAAUAAAUACCGUACGCUCUUCACACCAGUCGCUGACAAGUUCACCGUACUACGCAUCAGCGACUGUGGGUAUUUCACGCAUUUGGGGUCAUUCGAGGAAAAUGAUCGCUAACUCCUUUCUGGCUGGUAUGUUUUCCUUUUGCAUUUUGUUUCAGCCUGGAAUGAUACUCGUAUAGGUGCCAACCCCUCGAGUGCAUUCCUCACCGUGUCAAGUCUCAAGUAUCGCACGAACUACAAGCUCUACUCAUCCGCCGCGACUGGUCACAUCUCUCCGUACAUGACCGCUAUCAUAUCCGUAAAGAAGGGUGCCGUACAAGGCG
Molecule: messenger RNA, 682 nt
Organism: Phytophthora infestans T30-4
Lineage: Eukaryota; Oomycota; Peronosporomycetes; Peronosporales; Peronosporaceae
Exons: 1
Coding region: 178-474 (98 amino acids)
Source: RefSeq, a predicted model, not a curated record